GGCAAAACAAAACUUGCACGCAUUCCUGAACGAACAAACAGACGGACAACUUUUGCAUCCAGCCCCUCCGCUUUACCCCUUUUCUCCCGCCCUCGCAAGCACCUCCCCUGUCCUCCCCAGAGUCUCUUCUCUUCUCUCGUCGCCUCCCGAGUCUCCGGCAACCACGCCAGCGCGGCCAUGGAGCAAGGCACCGACUCCGCGGCGGCGAGGCGGAUGGCCAGGGUCGCCUCCCACCUCUGCCCGCCCACCUCGCAGAUGGAGGAGGUGGCCAUCUUGAAGGGCUCUAAUUGCCGUGCAAAAGGUGCGGCACCAGGGUUCAAGGUCGCAGUCCUGGGUGCAUCUGGUGGGAUCGGCCAGCCGCUCUCGCUGCUUAUGAAGAUGAACCCUCUUGUUUCGGUGCUCCAUUUGUAUGAUGUUGUCAACACACCUGGUGUCACAGCUGACAUUAGCCAUAUGAACACUGGUGCUGUGGUGCGUGGCUUCUUGGGUCAGCCACAAUUGGAAAGUGCUCUUACUGGAAUGGAUCUUGUGAUCAUUCCUGCUGGCAUUCCUCGGAAACCUGGGAUGACAAGGGAUGAUUUGUUCAACAUCAAUGCUGGGAUUGUUCGGACUCUUUGCGAGGGAAUUGCAAAAUGCUGCCCAAAUGCGAUUGUGAAUGUGAUCAGUAAUCCUGUAAAUUCUACCGUUCCGAUUGCUGCUGAAGUAUUUAAAAAAGCUGGAACAUAUGAUCCUAAGCGUCUAUUGGGGGUGACAACACUUGAUGUAGUGAGAGCCAAUACCUUUGUGGGAGAGGUUCUUGGACUUGACCCCAGAGAUGUCAAUGUUCCUGUUGUUGGUGGGCAUGCAGGAGUUACGAUAUUACCACUCCUUUCACAGGUGAAUCCUCCCUGUUCGUUUACCUCAGAAGAAAUUAGUUAUCUCACUUCUCGCAUACAGAAUGGUGGGACAGAAGUAGUUGAGGCGAAGGCAGGAGCAGGAUCAGCAACCCUUUCCAUGGCCUACGCAGCAGCCAAAUUCGCGGACGCCUGCCUGAGAGGGCUGCGCGGGGACGCCGGGAUAGUGGAGUGCUCUUACAUAGCCUCUCAGGUGACGGAGCUGCCCUUCUUCGCGUCCAAGGUGCGGCUGGGCCGGUCCGGCGUCGAGGAGGUCCUGCCGCUCGGCCCGCUGAACGAGUUUGAGAGGGCCGGGCUGGAGAAGGCCAAGGGCGAGCUGGCCGAGAGCAUCCACAAGGGCGUCGCUUUCGCCAACAAGUGAAGAUGGGAAGAAAAUCCUAGCACGCAGCUCCGUAUCUUUCGCUGAAAUGCUCCAAGGCCAGCAUAGAAAUCUGAGAUGCCUUUUGCUUCCUGCCUGCUCCCGCCUGGGAGCAACAGUCGCCGUGUGAUGUGAUGUAAAUCUCCCUGUCAUAACAAUAAUAAUAAUAAUAAAAUUGUACUGUAUUUUGUACCGGUA
Aegilops tauschii subsp. strangulata is the source of this 1449-nucleotide messenger RNA. Its product is annotated as malate dehydrogenase, glyoxysomal. Gene Ontology annotation, cellular component: chloroplast; cytoplasm. NCBI's taxonomy places the organism in Eukaryota, Viridiplantae, Streptophyta, Magnoliopsida, Poales, Poaceae. The record is from RefSeq and is a predicted model, not a curated record. Gene Ontology annotation, molecular function: L-malate dehydrogenase (NAD+) activity. Gene Ontology annotation, biological process: tricarboxylic acid cycle; malate metabolic process.